Geosmithia morbida is the source of this 783-nucleotide messenger RNA. RefSeq names its product Short-chain dehydrogenase. Bases 1 to 783 code for a protein of 260 amino acids. Gene Ontology annotation, molecular function: oxidoreductase activity, acting on the CH-OH group of donors, NAD or NADP as acceptor. The record is from RefSeq and is a predicted model, not a curated record. Lineage: Eukaryota; Fungi; Ascomycota; Sordariomycetes; Hypocreales; Bionectriaceae. The transcript is spliced from 3 exons.
AUGGCGUUUGAAUCUCGCGUAGCCAUCAUCACGGGCGGCAUCGGUGGCAUCGGGAGCGCGGUGGGCAAGGCGUUCCGGGAGCAAGGUGCCAAGGUCGCGCUGCUAUACGCACCCUCCGAGGAGGGCAACGUUCAGGCCGUCCUGGACGACGUCUUCGGCGGCAAGGCCGACGGCGUGGCGACGUACGCAUGCGAUAUCACCAAGCCCCAGUCCGUCGAGGAUGCGUUCGCAGCCGUCGCGGCGGACAACGUCGGCUUCCCCAGCUUCCUCGUCAACAGCGCCGGGUACGUCAACCUCACGCCUCUGGAGGAGACCCCGGCCGAGGACAGCCUGCUGCACUACCUCGUCAACCUGUACGGUCCGACGCUGACGAGCCAGGCCUUUGCGCGCCUGUACUUCAAGGCCAAGGAGGCUCAGCCUGACGGUCCGGGGGCCAGGAUAGUCAACAUCGCCAGCCAGGCCGCCCACGUCGCCCUCGACAAGCACGCCGCCUACUGCGCGUCCAAGGCCGGCCUCAUCGGGCUCACCAGGUGUCAGGCCAGCGAGUGGGGCUCGCGCGGCAUCACCGCCAACACCAUCAGCCCCGGUCCUGUGUGGACGGCCCUGGGGAAGAAGGCGUGGGGUGAUGACAAGAUACGGGAAGAAUAUCAAAAGGCAGUGCCUACCGGCCAGUUUGCCGAGCCGGAAGAGGUUGCCAACAUUGUCUUGUUUCUCUGCCAGGACUCAUCCAAGAAUAUAACCGGCCAAGAUGUCCGGAUCGACGGCGGCUACACUGCGCGGUGA